AUGGGUGAUUUUAAUGCCAGACACCCAGAUCUUGGUGAUGUCUCUCCGAUUCCCAACCGCAGUGGAGUUCCUCUGCUCAACUACAUCCAUCGUUACCAUUUAAACCGUUGGGAUAUAGACCUCACCAUUAAAAGUCAUAUUGUUGCCCAUGCCUGGACCUUGGAUCAACGCAUUAUGCAAGCAGAAAGAGUUGCAGCUGAUGCUGGCCUUGCCUUUCAGACACAACCGACACCUAAUCAUCUACUUCAGUAUCAGCAGGCGAGGGAUGAUUUAGUUGCUCUCCAGAAGUGUGUCUACACUGAGGUCAUGAGCAAUUUAUGCAACCUUCGUCUGAUGGCUGCAUUGUUGGAAUCAGACAAGGAGGACAAAGAGCUGAUCACCGAGGAUGAGCUGCGACGUGCUGUUAUGGGGAAAAAAAAUUCUGCUCCUGGGGAUGAUGGCCUUACUUAUCAAGUGCUUCGUCUCCUCCAGAAGGUUCCUGGAAAUCCUCUUCUACAAUUGUAUAAUCUUUGCUACCAACAUGGAUAUGUACCUGCUGGCUGGACCAUUAGCACAAUUAUUCCUAUCCCAAAGCCUGGAACUGAUAAAUAUCGGCCUAUCUCCCUCACCUCAUGUUUUAGUAAAGUGUUUGAGCGUAUAUUACUAACCAGGCUAAUGUACCAGUUGCAAGAAAAAACUUUCUCCCCAUUUGUAUGGCUUUCUUCCUCAGAGUACUCCAUCACUGUUUAG
Messenger RNA from Macrobrachium nipponense, 729 nucleotides. RefSeq lists its product as uncharacterized. The record is from RefSeq and is a predicted model, not a curated record. The coding region runs from base 1 to 729 and encodes 242 amino acids. The transcript has 3 exons. Lineage: Eukaryota; Metazoa; Arthropoda; Malacostraca; Decapoda; Palaemonidae.